Molecule: messenger RNA, 4477 nt
Organism: Fundulus heteroclitus (mummichog)
Lineage: Eukaryota; Metazoa; Chordata; Actinopteri; Cyprinodontiformes; Fundulidae
Gene: usp28
Product: ubiquitin specific peptidase 28
Exons: 26
Coding region: 132-3746 (1204 amino acids)
Biological process (GO): protein deubiquitination; regulation of protein stability; DNA damage checkpoint signaling
Cellular component (GO): nucleus; cytosol
Molecular function (GO): cysteine-type endopeptidase activity; cysteine-type deubiquitinase activity; protein binding
Source: RefSeq, a predicted model, not a curated record
CGCGCAUCGCAGCUGGCUGGCCACUCGUUCCCGGCGCGCGACAGAUGGAGUCGGUUUGAGAACCAGAGAGAGAGAGGGAGAGCCUUUCUAAGGGAAAACGCGAAGAAAUUCCUAUUUUUCUUUUAUCUGCAAUGAGAGCGGAACAAAGUGAGAAUGGAGAAAAGUCAACGCACUCGCUCAAACUGCUAAUGGAGCAGCUGAAGGAGAUCACCGGCAUCCAGGACCAACAGGUUCUCUACAAAGCCCUGAAGGCCAGCCAGGGGGACGUUGGACAUGCUGUGGGACUACUGACAACCCAGAGUGUGGAGGUUCAGGACUCUGCAGAGCCUCAGGACUCAGGGACGUCUGCAGAGACCUGGGACAGCCAGAGAGGACUUCCCAAAGAUGAGCUGCAGACGGCCAUCGAACUCAGUCUGCAGGAAUCUCACAACGCAGAGCAAGAAGAGCGUGAAUUCCACCGGGCUCUGGAGGCCAGUGCUGAAGAAAAUACUGCCCGUAUGAAGAGGAAGAGGUGUGAAGCACAGAGCGAGAUGUGCAGCCCUGCAGACUGGAUCCGUCAGGACGACUGGCCCGUCGGCAUCCGCAACGUAGGGAACACCUGCUGGUUCAGUGCCGUCAUCCAGUCACUCUUCCACUUACCCGUCUUCAGGAGGCUGGUUCUCAACUACCAUCUGUCAGAACAAGUUCUGGAGAAGUGUAAGAGCCAUGCGGACAAGAGGAACAUAGCUUUCAUGCAGGAGCUGCGCUGCCUGUUCGCCCUCAUGUUGGGAUCCACUCGCAGGUUUGUGGACCCCUCCGCUGCGGUGGAGUUACUGCGAGACGCCUUUAGGACCAGCGAGGCUCAGCAGGAUGUCAGCGAGUUUUCCCACAAACUGCUUGACUGGUUGGAGGACGCAUUUCAACUGGCAGCCAAUGGAAAGAGCGCAGAAGACAAGCAGCAGAACCCACUGGUCCAGCUGUUCUACGGCACCUUCGUGACAGAGAGGCGACAUGAAGGCAAGACGCUGUACAACAUCGAGCAGUUCGGGCAGUACCCCCUGCAGGUCAACGGCUUCAGCAACCUGGAUGAAUGCCUGGAAGGCGCCAUGGUUGAGAAGGAGAUCGAGUCGCUGCACUCGGAUCACACCGUCACCUCUGGACGAGAGAGGUGGUUCAAGAAACUGCCGCCGGUCCUGACUUUUGAACUUUCUAGAUUUGAGUUCAACACUCAGCUCGGGCGUCCGGAGAAGAUCCACAAGAAAUUAGAGUUUCCACAAAUCAUUUACAUGGACAGAUAUCUGCACAAAAACAUAGAACGGACCAAUGAGAGGAGAGGCGAAGUGAAGAAACUCAAGGAGCAACUCGCCGUCCUUCAGCAGAAACUCGUGUGUUAUAAAAACUACGGCUCAGGACCGGUGAAGUACCCUCUGGCCGACAUGCUUCAGUUCGUUCUGGAGUUCGCCACCACCAAACCCUCCAGCGUGUCCCCAGCCGAAGACCCGCGACUCGCCACGUCUUCACCGCCUCCUGCGAGCCACCCUCUCUCCGAGGCCACGGCCAAAGACAGCAGUGAACCCGGAGAUAAAGAUCCGUCAGAGGGUCUGCCCUCCAGCGUCUCCAGCUGCCAGCAGACGCCCAUUUACAAGCCCUUCACCCAGUGUAAGCUCCCCUCUGACUGCCCGCCACACCCGGCGCCUCACAGCGCCACCGAGGAAGAGCUGCACUUCGUUAAGGCCUGCCUGCGGCGCUGGAGGGCCGAAGUGGAGCACGACAUAAACGAGUUAAAGACCACCAUAGACAAGCUCACUCAGACGCUGGAAGGCAUGUACUCAGACAACAGUCUCUGCCAGGUGCCCUACAGACUGCAUGCGGUGCUCGUUCACGAAGGUCAGGCGUCGGCGGGUCAUUACUGGGCGUACAUCUACGACCACGCCAACCGCCGCUGGAUGAAGUACAACGACGUCAGCAUCACCGAGUCCUCGUGGGAGGAGCUGGAGAGAGACUCGUUUGGCGGGAUGACCAACGCCAGCGCGUACUGCCUGAUGUACAUCGACGACCGGCUGCCCCAGCUGAUCACAGAAGACACAGAUGAUGAGACGGGCCAGGUGCUCCACGGCAUGGACUCCCUGCCGGCCGCCCUCAGACGCUACGUCCAGGAGGACAACCGCUGGUUCCAGCAGGAGCUCAGCGAGUGGGAGGAGCAGUUCUGCCAGACCGCCACCCCGCAGGAAGAGUCCGCGACCGCCGCGGGGCCGCCAAGCUCCGGCGUGGAGAGUCCGCAGCAGACCGCCGUCGAGCCGGCGCCGCAGUCUGGACCUUCACCUGAAGAGCCGGACCAAGGAGCAGCUUUAGAGCCGCGGUCAGGUUCAGAGGAGGAGACUGCAGACGGUGAUGCCAGAGAGACGCCUGAAGCAGCCGAGGAUUCGGAGCUGUCGCCUCCAUCGGCGAGUCCUGAUGUCCAAGCAGACGCCACCGACAGUCCCGCUGUCAGCGACACCCUGGAGCCGGGCCCAAACCCAGCGGAGCUGCAGAGUCAGACCCGUGGCUUGGAUACGGACCUCGGUUAUCCGCCGCCGUCUGAGCUCCAUGUGCGUGGGGAGGUAGCGGCCCUGACCUCCGACCCUCCAGAUGAGGCCGAAGCUUCUGGGGAGGCUCCUGGACACGGAGCAGACUUGGGAGACAAGGAGCAGCAGGAGCAGCAGGAGGAGGAGGAGGAGGAGGAAGAGGAGGCUCCAGCCAGGCAGAGGCAGCCUGAGAACGAGGUCUCAGAGGUGGAGAUCCCCAACGUGGGCAGGAUCAUGGUGAGGGCGGAUGCUGAUGGAUACAAUGAGGAGAUGAUGCUCACCCCGGCGAUGCAAGGUGUCAUCCUGGCCAUAGCCAAGGCCAGACAAACGUUUGACAAAGAAGGCCCCGAGGCGGGCCUCAUCAGGGCCUUCCAUGAGGAGUACUCCCGCCUGCACGAGCUCUCCCAGGAGGAGAUCACGCCCCAGGAGGACGCGCGUCUGCAGCACGCUCUGGUUUACUUCUUUCAGAACAAGGCGCCCAAGCGCGUCAUCGAGAGGACGCUGCUGGAGCAGUUUACAGACCGCAACCUCAGCUUUGACGAAAGGGCCAUCAGCAUCAUGAGGGAAGCCCGGGCCAAGCUUCGCCUCAUCAAGCCAGAAGACAUGGACAUGGAGGAAUACAUGCUGUGGCAUGACGCCUACAGGGACUUCAGGACGGUGUUUGUCUAUUUGCUGACCGGGCUCGAGCACUACCAGCACGGAAAGACGCGAGAGGCUUUGAACUACUUGGCUCAUGCGUAUGAGACUAACGCCACCCUGCUGAGAAAGGGAGAGAAACGUGGUGUGGACAAGGCUCUCAUCGCAGUUUACAGAAGAAAGUGCCUCACCGCGCUGAAUGAGAGCGCUUCCCGCCUGUUCUGCAGCGGAGAAGACGCCAAGGUGGAGGAGGGUCUCUCCAUCAUGGACGAGGCUGUCAUUCCCUGCCUUCACCUGAUGAGCCGGGACACAGCUUUAUCUCAGGAGGACCGGGAUGCUAUGGAGAACAUCCGCAGCCACUGGUGCUGCUGCCUGGGCCAGGACAUGGACGAUUCACUGCAGGUAAAGUUGGGUGAGUUGCUACCCCGGGUCCUGGACGGUUCUACCGGCACGGUCGUACUGAAAGAUCCUCCAAAAGUCCACUUCAACCAAGCCCACGACCUGUGCAGCCGCCUGGCUGCUGUCAUGGAGUCCAUUCACAACACCACCGUGGUAGCUGUGAAGUAAAGUCCUGAUGGAAACCCACAAGAACGUCUGGGAACUGAACAUCUUCAGCAGCAGCAGCAGCAGCUCAGCAGGCAGAGCGGUCUGAACUGAACGGACAGUAGGGUUGAGACCAGCGUGUGGUAUCUAGUGUCUGCUGGCUAGCAAUUGCACAAGUAGAAAAUCUGAUGUGACAUAUACGGCAAUCACUCGUCGUGGUUAGAUAGGAGAACAUGCACAAAUACACGUUCAUCGACAAUAAAAAAAAAAGAACUGAAUCUGAAGUGGCUGAAGAAAAUGAUUCAGUCCCUUCAGUUUGCUUUCUCCCUGCUCACCUAACGAAGCGACCUCCAUCCAUCACACAAACACUAACAGUCCUUCAACCUUUUGCAGGCAAAACGAAAGAUGCCCGAAAGGCCACCUAAUUUCUCCUAAAGUGCCAACGUAUGUUUAGUGACCAAUAUCACGUCGCGUCUGUAUGUUUUACACUUGAAUCUGUCGUACACACACAAAACUGAUGCCGAGUGUAAACAGUGAAAGUCCAGUAAUGGUGAGAAGAAUCUGAGGCUUUUGCAUUUCAGGACAUCAUAAAACAAAAUGAUUGGGCCUUUAUGAUUCAAAUUUAACUCCAACUGAUUCCAGGUUCAAUAUUUUCUAAACAAAGAUGGAAACAAAAUGGAAAAGCUGCGUGGCAAUCACCCGACUGACCGGUCAGCUCUGUAAAAGCAGGAGUUACCUGGUCUGGAGCAGCAGGU